CCGUAAAUUGAAAUGUACAAAAAAGGUACAAGAUAGAAUCAAAGGGGGAAACAAAUGACGGAAAUGGAAGAGACAGCUGGAGAGAUCACGAAGCUUCCUCCAACGAGGCACACGUCAACGGGCGAAGGUGAAGCUGACCAAGAAGAGGUGCCCGUUGGUUCCUGCAGAUACCCCUAGAGGUGUCACGUGAGGCUAUGAUGGAAUGGAUUGGAAGAUGGACGGAUCACAAGCGCAAACAAGCACAAGAAAAAUAUUCCUUGCUGACUUGGAAAAUAAAUUAUUAGAAGGUCAUAUGCAGAUCGGGCAUCUUUGCGUUUAAAUACCCUUUUCUGUCUUCCCACUGCUUUUCGGCUUACCGUGAGAGCCUGCUGUCCACCAAGCUACCCGCUUUACUCGUAGCUGAUCCCUCUAAUCCUCAGAAUGUCCACAGUUCUUCCGCACAGGGAUAAGCACUUGAUGCCUGUACCUGCCAGGGCUUCUCUCCAACACCAUGACCCUCUAUUAUUUAUUGAUCGCCAAACACAACAUAUCCAAAGGACCCUUCAGGUCCUAAUCGAUGCUCAAAGUGAAGGUCUCGUGGCUGGACUUGGAGGGCCCCGACAAGACGAUUCCUUUUCCAGUGGAAGCUAUACACCCAAUUCCUCUGAGCCAGGUAGCUCUCGAGGCCCUUCGACUAUACCUGUCAGGCAGCCUGUCCAAAAAAAGAUCGGAUUACGUUCUGCACGGGAGGGAAUUUUCAAAUCAAUAUAUGACCUGUUAAAGCUCAGGGAGGAGGAGCGGGAGAUACUCACGUUUCGAUUUGACGAAAGAAAAGAAGCACUGAUCGAAAUUGAUGAAUUUAGUUCCAAAAGGACUGGGCUAGAGAAAUCCAUCUCAACGAUUCACAAUAAUCGUGAAAGCCAACGAUCCCAUGAGCUACAACAGGAGGCGCGCGGCCUCGAGGAGGACAUACGUGAACUGGAGACCAAGCUGUUUGAGAUGAAGGCAAAGCACCAACAUGUUAUCUAUGAGAUCACGCAGAUUGAAAACUCCGUCGAAUCAAAGUUGUCUUCCUACAAGGCUUCGUUGUCACUUUUGGACUCGGACAUCCGAAAUUAUCUUCAGAACCCCCCUUUCCAGCCCAUGUCAAGUACCAGUGCCGAUCAGCCUACCUUCUAUUCCCUGAACCCCAAGCGCCGAACCCUUGAUAUGGCACAAGAGCAUUGGAGAAAUGAGCAAGCGGAACUACAAAAGAGGCAACGGGAAGUGGAUUUAGAAAUACAAGCCCUGGAAGAAGGCGGUGGUGUGUGGAAACAAGUGACUUCAGAGGUCUCAGAUUUCGAGAAACGCUUAAAGACUGAGAUGCGUCAGUUUAUCCAGACGCAGUCACAGCUUCUGAAGCCUGAUGGCCCAUCAGGAAGCAAAUCGGAGGAAGAUCGGGUUCGAGGUAUCUUGGACGAUUUGGAAAGCACGACCCAUCGUAUUGAAGACCACCUGGAGCUCGCAGAGGAAAAGAACUGGAAUCUGCUUGUUUGUUGCAUUGCUGCGGAGCUUGAAGCGCUUAAAGAAGCACGAGAGUUGCUUAUUGGCGCGUUCAAUGUCUCGGGGGAAGACCUUUGGCCUGAUUCUAAGGGCAAAUCGCCCGAAAAAGGCCACCAUGAUGAUUCAAAAGCAGAUCCUCUUGGCGUUGACAAUCCCGAGCCUCCAGCUGAUUUAUUGAGGGAUGCAGACGGACAUUUCCACGAUGCUUCGUUGAGAUCAGAAGACGAAGACGAUGAGCCAGACCCUGCUUGGCUACUCCCUGAAUCUUGAACGAGCUCUUGGCCUGCAGUAUAAAUAAAGCCUGCGACAUGUUAAUUGUAGUGGUAGCUUAUAUCAACAAGACUCAGGUUGUUCUCAAAGCAAUGAGAAACUCCCCAGGUACCUGGGUUAACUUUUUAAAACUUAACAUUAGAUCCAAUGUAUAUAGCCC
Aspergillus wentii DTO 134E9 is the source of this 1951-nucleotide messenger RNA. RefSeq lists its product as uncharacterized. The coding region runs from base 421 to 1791 and encodes 456 amino acids. The transcript has a single exon. Lineage: Eukaryota; Fungi; Ascomycota; Eurotiomycetes; Eurotiales; Aspergillaceae. The record is from RefSeq and is a predicted model, not a curated record.